Molecule: messenger RNA, 5957 nt
Organism: Carassius auratus (goldfish)
Lineage: Eukaryota; Metazoa; Chordata; Actinopteri; Cypriniformes; Cyprinidae
Gene: snapc4
Product: small nuclear RNA activating complex, polypeptide 4
Exons: 25
Coding region: 385-5535 (1716 amino acids)
Biological process (GO): snRNA transcription by RNA polymerase III; snRNA transcription by RNA polymerase II
Cellular component (GO): snRNA-activating protein complex
Molecular function (GO): RNA polymerase III type 3 promoter sequence-specific DNA binding; RNA polymerase II cis-regulatory region sequence-specific DNA binding
Source: RefSeq, a predicted model, not a curated record
ACGCGCGAUUCAUGUUUGUACAUACCUUUGUACACAACGCGUUAUGUGAACGUCGAGUAGUUUUACUAGGGGAGAAUUAUUCUUGAUAGUUUUAAGUAAGAUUUACAUAAAUAUUUGUGAUAUUUGCAACCAGUCGCCCCAAGCAACGACUUUGAUUUAUUGUGUAACAAGUGUAAAUCUAGUUUGCAAAGUCCCCAAGUGCACUCUUUGUAAACAUGCUGCUGCAGAGGAAGAUUUGAGUGGGACAUUGUGAGUGAUGCUGCAGGAUCCAGCCGCUGUUUCUGUUGUGUUGCUGUGAUAGAAGAGGUGCAAUACUGAAGCCAAAAGCAGCAUGAUGCAUUAAAGGAAAGCUCAUUUAGGUUUUCAGGUCUCACCUCGUCUAUCAUGGAAUCAGAUGAGUUGCUUGCGAAGAGAGCUAAAAUCCAGAGGGAGAUUUUGGCUCUUGAGAGUACUCUGGGUGCAGACAGCAGCAUCAUAGACCUUCUGUCAUCUGACAGCAGCAGUGAUGGUGAUGAAUCUGAUGACAGUGGACCUGAAGUUGAAGGAGUGGAGCGUGAUGACUUGGAGGCAGAGCGUCUGCGGAUACAGAGGGAGAUUGAAGAGUUAGAGAAUACACUUGGUGCUAAUGCAGCACUGGCCGAUGUAUUGGAUGGGAGUGAACAUGACACUGAUUCUAGGGAUGAAGACAGUGAGGAUGAUGAUGAGUUGAAUCUUCCUCAAAAUGUGGAGAGUUGCCUGCAGAUGAAUUUAGUCUAUCAGGAGGUGUUGAAAGAGAAACUAGCUGAGCUGGAAAAACUCCUUAAAGACAAUCAACAGCAGCAGAAAGAGAUUGAGGCCCAGGUCUCCGGCCCAAGCACUUCUAGCUCCUCCGUACCAGGAAUUCCCCCUCAGAAACAAUUUCUUGGAUACUUUAUGAAGCCUUACUUCAAAGACAAACUCACUGGUCUGGGCCCUCCAGCCAAUGAAGAAACUAAAGCAAGAAUGAGUCAUGGUACCAGACACAUUGAUGACCUGAAAAUAAAAAGAUGGGAUGGUUGGCAGAAAACUUUGCUGACCGACACCGUUGCCAAAGACACCAUGAAACGGAUGCUACAACCCAAACUAUCCAAGUUGGACUAUCUUAGUGCCAAGAUGUCUAGAGCUGAUGAUGAGGGAAAAGAAGAACUGAAAAAACAAAUAGAUUUAAUCGAGAAAGAAAUUGCAGAAAUAAGUGCCCUGAGAGACGAUCAGCUGCUGGGUAAUCGCCAUGAUGAUCAUGACUGGGAGAAAAUAUCAAAUAUUGACUUUGAAGGCUUGCGGGAGGCUGAGGAUUUGAAAAGGUUCUGGCAGAACUAUUUGCACCCCUCCAUUAACAAGUCCGUAUGGAAACAGGAUGAGAUUGAUAAACUGAAAAGAAUUGUGGAAGAGUACAAUUGCUGCCAUUGGGACAAAAUCGCAGAGGCUCUUGGGACAAACAGAACGGCUUUCAUGUGCUUCCAGACUUACCAGCGCUACAUUUCAAAGGCCUUCAGAAAGAAAGAGUGGACAAAAGAGGAAGAUGAGAUCCUCAGAAAACUGGUUGAAAAAAUGAAAAUUGGCAACUUCAUUCCUUACAUACAGAUGUCAUUCUUCAUGGAAGGCCGUGAUGGAUCACAGCUGGCAUAUCGCUGGACAUCUGUUUUGGAUCCCUCUAUAAAGAAAGGCCCCUGGUCCAAAGAGGAGGACCAGUUGUUGCGGAAUGCUGUCGCAAAAUACGGAACCAAAGAAUGGGGGAAAAUCAGAUUGGAAGUCCCAGGUCGGACUGACGGUGCUUGUCGUGACAGGUAUUUGGAUUGUCUUCAGGAGAAUGUGAAAAAGGGUCCUUGGAGCGAAGAGGAGGUGGAGCUACUAAAAGAAAAGGUUGCGAAAUAUGGUGUUGGCAAAUGGACUAAGAUUGCUUCAGAGAUCCCAAACCGGAUUGACUGCCAGUGUCUAAGCAAGUGGAAAUUACUAACACAAGCUAGUAAGAGUAAAGAGCUUCGGAGUAAAGGCAUAAAAAGACAAAGGAGGACAACAACAGUGCCACGAAAAAGAAAAAGACAAAAGGCAUUGAAAACUAUUAAAAAGGAGAUGCUCUCCUCCAGUGAGGACGAAAAACAGGUAAAGUAUAUGGACAGCGAUGUUGAAUCAGAUGCUCCCUUGGUCAAAAUUCGGGAAAUACCACGAAAGGACUACAAACAGCCAGAUAUGAAGGAAUGGAUACCUGUAAAUUCAAUCCCAGGGGUUCGUUCUCUAGAAACUCUCAGGACUGUGUGGGUGCAUCCUCCGUCCAAUGAGGAGGAGCUAGAGAAAUCCACUCUAGAAUCUGGCACAGGCCGCAUUCGAUCAAAGAACAGCAAGUGUGCAAAAGUCAUCCUCUGUUUAGUGCGCAAUACCAUCCUAAACCACUUUGGAAACGUGGAAAGGUCUUAUGUAGGUUUGAAUCCUACUGUCUUGCAGAGUCAGACUGAAGAUGAGAAGGCCAUGCUCAAGGUGUCUAUGAGUGAUAUUAAACAUUUUCUGCAGUGGAAGGGAGCAUCUGUAGCUAAGAAGCAAAAUGACCUAAAGGAGAAAAUGAAAAAACAAAAAAAUGUUAAGAAAAGAAGGUCGGUUCAGGACGUUUCCAGCCUUAAUAAUGACCUCUUCAAAGCCAUCACUCCAUGGAUUGGUAAUGUGAUCCUGCCUGCUCCAGUGAAUGAAAACACAUUUUGUGAAGGUGAUAUUGUUGGAAUGAAAGCAGAAGACAUCGCUCUUCCAAAAACAUCAGUGUUUUCAUUUUUCCUCAAGGCUUUUCAAAUAGACAUCAAGGGUUGCAGGAAUGUCAUUGAAAUUCAGCAAAUCAUCAACAUUAAGAAGCCAAUUGCUCAAGCUAAACCACAAACAGUGUCAGCGAUUCUUAAGGAUGCAAAACCGAAAGCUUUGCACAAGAAACCUGCAGAACCUCCUCAACACCCACCUCCCCUGCAGCCGGUUCUUCUCAACCCUCUCCAAAUGCCAGCCAGGCAGAAGACAACCGCUACAUUGAUUCAACCCCAAACUCUUUUCAUUACACAGCCAAACAACCAGAGGGCAGUGCAGCCUUUACUAAUCAAGUCAACACCACAAGUUUUAUCACAGAUUCCUCUGCAGCUAAUACAGACAACAGCACCUGCACAAACUGUCAUGGCCUCAACCCCCAAAUCAGCAAGUACAGAGGACUCAAACAGCAACAUAUCUGCAAAACGCAGCCGCAAACCUACUGAGAAAGUCCAAGCCCUGAUGGAAGAAGCUAAAGCUAAAGGUAGUAAAAAAGAGUCACCGAAACUAAAUCAAGGCAAACAGAAUGUUGUUUUUGCAACUUUUACAUUGCAGACGCAGCCACUAAACUGGAUUCUUACCCCCACCAAAUUGGUACAAGUAACUGGUCCACUUUCUGCUAAUAUCCCAAGGAACCAGACACUAACUGUGCCAAAUAGUUCCCCCCUGAAUAACAGUAUUAGUCCAUGCAUCUCAACUAAUCUAAACCCAGCAUCAUCUGCACUGGUUGUUGCUGCUUCCUCUGUUAGUCCUACCCUUAUACAUUCUUCAGUCUCGAAUGCCUCCAGAGAUAGCCCAAAGACUUCCUCUUCUGUGAACAUUAACCCCAAUGGCAUACAGACACCUCUUUCACCUACUUCUACAUUAGUGCAGAGCAAAAGUGUGCUACAUAGUGUUCAGAUGUUAUCCCCAACACCUAUCAGAGUGAACCAGGAAGGUUCACAUGUUGAAGUGACAAAGAACUCCUCCGACUCCUCUUCUGAUGAAUCCAUUGUGAAGCAGUAUCAAACAUCUGCAUCAACUGGUUCUGGAGUAUCUCAUGCUGUUCUUCCUGUUCCCUUGACUAUGCCAUCUUUGGCUAGUUCGCCAGUCGUAUUGAAGCCAACAAAUAAUGUUGCAGUGGCAAAGUCUCCUGGUGUUAUCGUUGCUUCCUCACCUCAGAUUGUGGCUUCCUCACGUAAAAUCGUGGCUCCCUCACCUCUUAUUGUGAGUUCCUCACCUCAGAUAGUGGCUUCCUCACCUCAGAUAGUGGCUUCCUCACGUAAAAUCGUGGCUCCCUCACCUCUUAUUGUGAGUUCCUCACCUCAGAUAGUGGCUUCCUCACCUCAGAUAGUGGCUUCCUCACCUCUGAUUGUGGCUUCCUCUCCUCUGAAUAUGACUCCAUCACCUCCAAUUUUGAAUCCAUCAGCUCAUAUUGGGGCUCCAUCACGACAGAUUGUGGCUCCAUUAACUCGGAUUAUGGCCCCAUCACCUCAGAUUGUAGCUCCAUUAGGUCAGUUUGUGGCUCCAUCAACUCAGAUUGUGGCUUCAUCACCUCCAUCACCUCGGAUUAUGGCUCCACCACCUCUGAUUGCGGCUCCAUCAACUCGGAUUGCAGCUCCAUUAGUUCGGAUUGUGGGUACAUCACCUCAGAUUAUGGAUCCAUCACUGCAGAUUGUGGCUCCACCACCUCGGAUUAUGGCUCCAUCACCUCCUUCACCUCGUAUUAUGCCUCAACCACCUCAGAUUGUGGCUCCAUCACCUCACAUUAUGGCCGCAUCAGCUCGGGUUGGGGCUCCAUCACCUCAGAUUGUUGCUCCAUCACUUCAGAUUGUGGCUCCAUCAGUUCGGGUUGUGGCUCCACCACCUCAGACACCUCCAUCAACUCGGAUUGCAGCCCCAUCAGUUCAGAUUGCAGCUCCAUCACCUCAGAUUGUGGCUCCAACACCUCGCAUUUUGGCUCCACCACCUCGUAUUAUUGCUCCAUCACUUCAGAUUGUGGCUCCAACACCUCGUAUUAUGGCUCCAUCUACUCGGAUUGCUGCCCCAUCAGUUCAGAUUGUGGCUCCAUCAACUCGGAUUGCAGCCCCAUCAGUUCAGAUUGUGGCUCCAUCACUUCAGAUUGCGGCUCCACCAACUCGGACAGUAGCUCAAUCAGAAAUACCUCAAAUCAGAACAUUAAGUGAACCAUUGCUCCCUCUUCCUGAUAUUUCCUCUGAUGUUGUUAGCUUUAAUCCUCACCUGAUAUUCCCUGAGCAGUCAUCUGAAGUAGAUGACUGGAUGAAUGGAAAAGAUGGCAUUCCACUACCUCAUUUAGAGAUGUCUUUGCCUUACCUUCCACCAUCAGCCGCCAGCAUCAAAACACUGACUUCUCUGCUCAAAGUAAAACAAUCUCUGCUUGCAGCUGCAGUGAAUAUCCUGCCAGUUGAGUAUCAAAACUAUAGAGAGGAAGAAGCUCAAGUAGCUGCUAUCCGCAAAAUGAUUGCCGAAAGGUUUGCCUCAAAUCCGGCGUAUCAGCUUUUGAAGGCUCGUUUCUUGUCGUGCUUUACUUUGCCAGCCCUUUUGGCCACUAUAAACCCUUCUGUGAAAUGUGAGCUGCCCACAGAUAACAAUGGUGAUGAAGAUGAGGUCUUGUUUUUACAAAAGAUAAAAAAAAGGACUCGGCCACCAUCUGCAAGGAUCGAGCUUAACACAAAUGAAAAUGAAGCAUCAGCAAAACAGUUCUCAGGAAUUAGUACAAAAAGGCAAAGGAGUCAACAUUGAGUUACAUAAGAUUGAUCAUCUGAAUGAGUACCAGUAACUUGUAUACCACAAAAAAAAAAAAAAUCAAUAUUACAGUUAAAGGAACCUCUCAGAUAUUCAUUGCUCUGAUUUUGUUUACUCCAUCCAUAUGUUCUAAGAACAUUCAGUAUGUGUCCUGACAAUUUUUUGGAUAUAAAAUGAUAAACAGACAAGACUCGGAAGUUUGCACUGAGCUACUAUUAAAUUAUCAUAUACAUUCAUUUUGUUACUGCUUUUUAAAUAAUAGAAAUCUGAAAUGUUUUUGUGCAUUUGUAUUAUAAGCAUUUGCAUUUUGUUAUGCUUUUAUAUUAUGUGAUCAAAAUGUACAACCACCCCACCAGAAUCUAAAGGUUUGUGAAUAAAAAAAAAAACAUGAUUUUAUAAUAAAACAAUUACAUUCAGUA